Parnassius apollo (apollo) is the source of this 339-nucleotide messenger RNA. The record is from the annotation of a GenBank genome assembly. NCBI's taxonomy places the organism in Eukaryota, Metazoa, Arthropoda, Insecta, Lepidoptera, Papilionidae.
AUGCUCAAAGUUCCAUAUCAAUCUGCCUGUUUCAGUCGUCAAAUCAACUUUUACCACUUCGCCAUUGUUCUGGGAAAUUCAAAGGCUAAACUGGACAAAUAUAACAUUCAUUCCUACUAUUGGGAUGAAACUUCCCACUGCAAAGAUAGUAAUGAGAUAAUUAACGCAGUGUACGAUUUCUUGAAAAACUUAGAAUUUGGAGAUAAAAAUAAAAAUUCCACGAAUAGUGACGACGGUAGCGCCGGGCAAAACAAACAUACAGGCAUGAACAUGAUAGCUCGUUUAGCUCGUUUAAUAAAUGGCUGUGCACAGAAGCCCCAACAAAUAUCAAAAAACUAG